AUGGCCAGACGGGUCUUUGAAGCCUGGAAGGGAAGUAAUAAAUUUUUAUUUGGUGGGAGAGUGAUAUUUGGGCCAGAUGUUUGGUCUCUUCCUUUUACAUUACUGCUCAUCGUUACGCCAGUUUGUUUCUUUUCUGUGUUUGUUGCAACACAUCUUCGCCAAAAACUCUUACCAAACGAUGAGGGACAUGUCAUCUUAGUGGCAGGAAUUCUACUCACUGUCUUUGUACUGAUCCUUCUCUUCAUCACUUCGGCGCGCGAUCCUGGAAUCGUUCCAAGAAAUUUGCAUCCGCCAGAGGAAGAGAUAUGCUAUGAUACAACUAUAUCAAGUGAUGGAAGACAAACACCAACAGUUCAGAUUCCUAGGACUAAAGAAGUCAUGGUUUAUGGUGUGACCGUUAGAGUUAAGUAUUGCGAUACAUGCAUGCUUUAUCGGCCUCCUCGUUGCUCCCAUUGUUCCAUUUGCAACAACUGCGUUGAGCGUUUUGAUCAUCAUUGCCCUUGGGUUGGCCAAUGCAUUGGAGUGAGAAACUAUAGGUACUUCUUCAUGUUCGUUUCCUCUGCAACUCUUCUCUGUAUCUACCUUUUUUCUAUGUCUGCUUUAUACGUCAAAGUUAUGAUGGAUCAACAUCAAGGCACUGUGUGGAAGGCAAUGCGAGAAUCACCUUGGGCGGUUAUGCUGAUGAUAUAUUGUUUUAUAUCUCUGUGGUUUGUUGGGGGGCUUACCGGGUUUCACUUGUACCUCAUUACCACAAACCAGACCACCUAUGAGAAUUUCCGGUACAGAUCAGACAAUAGAAUCAACGUUUAUAAUCGCGGUUGUUCAAACAAUUUUCUUGAGAUAUUUUGCUCAAAAGUUAAACCGUCGAGGAAUGACUUUAGAGCGUUUAUCAAAGAAGAAUCUCCGAGAAAUAUUGCAUUGGCUACCACAUGGGAACGAGCGGCGGAAGCAGAUCAAGCAAAUAGGGAAGAACGGCGUCAGAAGGUGGAAGACGAGCUAGGUACCGAUGAAGAUAUUAUGAACUUACAGCAAAGUUCUAAUGUAGAAGAUGGCAGCGAUUCAGGGCAUCAAAAAGUAGAUAUUGACAUUGUGAGAAUAGGGUCUAAUGAGAGAGCACCAACAAUCCAGUUAGAAGCUAGGCAUGGUAACCGGGGAACAAGAAACAACGCACAAGAAGACGUCAAAGCUGAAUCUUUAGUCAAGGAAAGUAGAAGCUAUGCAGCUGCAGAGGAAGGACGGUGAAGGGUGAACUAUAGUAGUUCUUUUGAAGCUUUUAUGUUUCUUACUAAGUUUGAUUGUUGUGAAAUUUUCAAUAUUUUAUGGGUUGGUUUGAUUUGUGAGUUGUGAACACUAUGGUGGGAUAAAUGUGAAUAAGUUUAGUGUU
This is a messenger RNA of Capsella rubella, 1384 nucleotides long. RefSeq names its product probable protein S-acyltransferase 9. The record is from RefSeq and is a predicted model, not a curated record. Gene Ontology annotation, cellular component: Golgi apparatus; endoplasmic reticulum. Gene Ontology annotation, molecular function: protein-cysteine S-palmitoyltransferase activity. Lineage: Eukaryota; Viridiplantae; Streptophyta; Magnoliopsida; Brassicales; Brassicaceae. Gene Ontology annotation, biological process: protein targeting to membrane; peptidyl-L-cysteine S-palmitoylation. Bases 1 to 1242 code for a protein of 413 amino acids. The transcript has 5 exons.